Messenger RNA from Toxorhynchites rutilus septentrionalis, 2942 nucleotides. RefSeq lists its product as uncharacterized. The coding region runs from base 1 to 1962 and encodes 653 amino acids. The transcript has 3 exons. Lineage: Eukaryota; Metazoa; Arthropoda; Insecta; Diptera; Culicidae. The record is from RefSeq and is a predicted model, not a curated record.
AUGUCUGCAUUGGAAUUAUUGAAAGGAUACGGCAGUGAUGAAGAUACAGAAGAAGAUUUCAUGGGAUUUGCUGAAGAACCCGAAAGUGACAGGUUUCCGCUGAAAACGUUCCUUUUGGAAAAAUACGGUCCGGACGCAAUUCAACAACCGGUUCAAAAUUCAGAUGAAUCAACAGAAAAUGCAAUGGAAUGCUCGAGUUCAGAAGGGGAAGAGGUGGAUUCCGACGGAAGUUUUUUUGCAACCCAGAACAGGAAGUGGAACCGAACCAAAAAAGAAAUAAGAAAAGCAAAGAUCGCGAAGAAUCGCCGACUGGCUCACAAAUUGAUCAGCACAACAUGCGGUUGCCGAAAGAAUUGUGACCAGAUUGUGUCCAAGGACGAACGUGCAAUUAUUCAUGAUCAGUUCUGGAAACUCGAUCAAGCCGGUCAAACCAAUUUCAUCAGAGAAAAUGUGCAUCGUAGCUCACAACCACUCCGACUAAGGAAUCGAUUCACUGCAAAAAAUCCGAAAAAGAGCUGUUCAUAUAUUUUCAGCUUCCGUCUGUUGAAUGGAACGGAUGUUCGUGUAUGUCGUAAGUUGUUCUUGAACACGAUUGGAUAUGGAGAUAACUGUGGAAACAUUAUAUAUCGAUCUGUCGCGAGCGAUUUUGAAGGAAACCCUAAACCGUCCAAGCGUGGAAAAUACGAGAGAAGCCAACAGAAACACGAAGCAGUAAAAUCACACAUCUUAACUUACAACCCAAGUAUUUCGCACUACCGACGAGCCCACGCGCCGAACCGGUAUUAUCUGCCUUCAGAUUUAACCGGAGUUUCCAUGCACAACAACUAUCAAGAAUCGACUCCUCCUGACCUCAAGGUCAAUUAUUCUUUCUACUCACAUGUAAUGUCGAGCAUGAACAUUUCAUUGGUUAAAUUAGGAAACGAGCAAUGCGAGGCCUGUGUCGCGGCCACAUUACACCAGAGUACAGCCGAGCAUACCGACGAAGAGAAUUUUACUGCAGUGUGUUCGACAUGCAAAUCGCAUGUGGAGCAUUUGCGAUUGGCAUCUAUGUCCAGAUCGGCGUACAAGGACGACGGCGACAAAAUCCGCUCAAAAGAGGUUGUAUUUGCAGUUGACCUCCAGAAGGUUAUCCAGCUUCCCCGUCUAGAAGGCAUGAAGUCGAUAGUCUUUACACAACGCUUAUUAGCAUACAACGAAACUUUCGCGCCGGUUCACAAUUAUUCAAAAGCGUUUCCCGUUAUUGCCUGUGUAUGGGACGAAUCGACUUCAGGAAGGUCAGCUGGUGACAUUACGAGCUGCUUCGACAAAGUUGUGGACUGGUGCUGCAGCAAUGGCUUGGAAAAAGUUACGUUCUGGCUGGACAAUUGUUCCAACCAGAACAAAAAUUGGAAUUUGUUCCUUUAUCUGACCCUUCUGCUGAAUGCAAAGGAAACUACAGUGAAGCAACUAACUCUAAAGUUCUUCGAAUCCGGUCAUACGUUUAUGGCAGCGGAUUCGUUUCACGCUGCUGUGGAAAAAGCAAUGCGAAAUGGUGAGCCGGUAUGCACAUUUCCUGAAUUCAAACGAGUUGUACAAAAAGCGAAAAGUAACGUUGUUGUGGAAGAUAUGUCGGUCAAUGAUUUUUUUGAGAUGAAAAUGACGGUUUCGCAGUAUACGUUAACUAACUGCAAGCCACGUCCUUAUAUCGAGAAUAUCAGGAAAAUCAUUUUCGAAAAAGGCAGCUACGAAAUGAACUACAGCAGCGCUGUGAAUGACAGCGAAAAAAUGCAUUCUUGUUGCAUCAUGUCUAAGAAGCAGAUGAAGAUCGUUAUCCAUAAGGAUUUCAAUUUGGCGAAUAUCCUAACGCGUCGUAAAGAUCCAGCUGGUAUAACUACCGACCGUAAGAAGGCGCUGUUGAAUGCUAUUUUGCCAGUUAUCAAAGAGGAGCAGAAGCUGUUUUGGAAUAACCUUCCUGAGCAAUAAGUUUAAGUUCUAUGUAACUUUUGAAUGAAAUUUUGAGUUUUUUUUCGAAUAAAAUGGAUUUAAACAAAUUUAGUGUGUAAUAUGAGUUUAAUUUAAGUUUUACUUUACAUAAUAAGCACUUCUAUUGCUUAGCACGGUUUAAAAAUGAACAAUUUAAUACAUCAGUUAGCUCCCCGCGAUCAAUGAAGUCAACGUGACUGUUAUGCGAAUAUUUUCGACAUGGGACAACACAAACGGGUUUGGAUUUUUCAUAUUUUACGAACAAAGUCUACUUUUUUAUUAUUUUUUUCAAAACUUGAGAUAAUUUUGAGCUGAUUCCCACAAAAAAACCAAAAUCAUUGAAAAUCGACAUGGGACGGAUAUGCGAAGAGCGGCAGUAUACUAGAUUACCAUUCGGAUUAAACAUAAGCCCGAAUAGUUUUCAACGCAUGAUGACUAUCGCAAUGGCAGGUUUAACUCCAGAAUUAGCAUUCAUCUUGUUACCGUUUAGAAAUUAGUUCUUCAAUUAAUUAAGUUAGAUAUAGAAUUAAAUAAAUUAGAGUAUAGGAAAUUUCAAAUGAACUAGGAUUUAAGUUGGCUAUAAAUAUAAUUACACACACAUAUACUCACACCGAACACAUAAACCUGUUGUCGGGCGAAAACGCCAUAAAAGCCGUGGAUUGCUCAAUAGAUAUUUGAUAAGCGACAUCCGAAAAAGGGAACGAUGGGAAAAGGAAAGCACUACUGGGUCUACAAUAAAAGCUCUUUAUCCAAGGCACAACAAAAGCUAUUAAAGUGAUCCCGAUUAUAGAAAUUCAAAUAAAACAUUUGAAAACUGCAGUUCGACCUGAAAGGACGGAAGGAUCAGGUAUGGAUCAGGUAUGAGGAAGAUUGCUGCCGUCCACGAAGCUCUGCAGCAACGAGCAACUUGAGUUACCAACCCUAUAGUAACUCUUCGAGCUACGGCAAAGCUCGCGGCGCCCAGGUUUCGCUCGACAACA